Molecule: messenger RNA, 555 nt
Organism: Theobroma umbraticum
Lineage: Eukaryota; Viridiplantae; Streptophyta; Magnoliopsida; Malvales; Malvaceae
Product: cell division control protein 48 homolog C-like
Source: RefSeq, a predicted model, not a curated record
AGUGCUAUCGGGCGUAUGGAGGCAUGUGAUAAUUUAAGUGGAGCUGAUCUUUCUGCACUGAUGAAUGAAGCUGCAAUGGCUGCUUUGGAAGAGAAACUCACAUCAACUGGGAUCUCAGAGACUUCAUGGACAAUCAAGACAUUCCAUUUUGAGCGAGCACUGAGUAAAAUCUCACCCUCAGUCUCCGAUAAGCAAAAACAGUUCUACCGGGUAUUGUCAGAGAGCUUCAAAGCAGCUUGAGAAGAGACAAAUCCCCUUUGUUAUACCAUUAACAGGAGCUGUAAUUGAUGUCUGAUACUGAGAAUUGCAUUGCAAACAAGUCAUUCUCAACAUGAAGAUGGGUGUGAAUUGUUCAACUGUACUCUGUUUAUAUGCUUUUUUGGGCCUAAUAUUGAGUGUUGAAGGAAACUUGCUUCUCUCCUCAUGAGGGAAAAAAAUUUUGUUCCGGCACAUUUAAGAUUUUUGUUAGUGGUGUAAGUAGUUUGCAGAAAAUACAGUGGAGAAACAUGUAUUUAUCCAUUUUAAGAAAUGCAAGGGACUUAUUGUAUUAGUUCA